Messenger RNA from Cyphomyrmex costatus, 646 nucleotides. RefSeq names its product dynein light chain roadblock (gene robl). Lineage: Eukaryota; Metazoa; Arthropoda; Insecta; Hymenoptera; Formicidae. The transcript is spliced from 3 exons. The coding region runs from base 313 to 606 and encodes 97 amino acids. The record is from RefSeq and is a predicted model, not a curated record. Gene Ontology annotation, cellular component: cytoplasmic dynein complex. Gene Ontology annotation, biological process: microtubule-based movement.
GAAAAAAAAUGGCGUAGGCGGUGUAGGAUUUGUAGAAACUGGAGAGAUAGACGUCCUGCAAAUCUGCAAUCUACAUUGCCGUUGUAUAUUAUAUGUGUGGAGGGAAAUGUACAUUUAAUAUAUUUAUGAAAUAUAUGCCUUGAUAACGUGUAAUUGCGCAUAAAAAAGUGACGUUUUUCUUUAAGAGGAGGCACGAGAAAAGAGGCUAAAUUUUGCAGCACAUACCUAAGUCUGAUAAUUAAUUCUAAAAUUAAUUGCUAAUUGUGAUUACAUCAUUUUUUUCAAGGACUCACGAGUAUCUCAUUCUACAAAAUGGCACAAGAGGUUGAGGAAACUAUGAAACGAAUUCAGUCUCACAAGGGAGUAGUUGGAACAAUAGUGGUAAACGCGGAAGGUAUUCCAAUAAAAUCAACAUUAGACAACACAACUACAGUUCAGUAUGCAGGUUUGAUAAGUCAAUUAUCAGACAAAGCUCGUUCUGUUGUACGCGACCUGGAUCCAACCAAUGAUUUAACUUUCCUACGUAUCCGUAGCAAAAAGCAUGAAAUUAUGGUCGCACCAGACAAGGAAUUUAUAUUGAUAGUGGUACAAAAUCCUGUUGAUUGAUAUCUAAAGGAUGCACAAACAUAUUGCAAAAUUCAAGUUU